AUCAACCAGGAAGCAACUUCCCAAAACGGUUUUAGUUGCAUGUUAGCGGCUCAUCUGUUUGCAGCAUGAAGGGAAUGUAUUGACUGUAUUGCUAAACAGAAAAUCUGCAUGACUUACGGUUGCAUGAUGUGCGGUUUGUUGCUGCAUGAGUAUUUUCUUCUUGUUUUUGCAUGCUCUCAUGUCUUUGUGUCUUAAAAUGUUUUUAAAUGAACAAAGUCAGCUGUACUGUACUGUAGGGAUGUCACUAUUCUAGAUUUUCUUGGUAUGAUUAUGGUCAUAGAAAUGAUCAUGAUAUUACGAUCAUCAUGAUAAGUUGUCAGUUCAUUUCACAACACUAAAUUAUGAAGGCCACAUGACCAUUCCCUGUAGGUCUUUAAGUUUUAUUUAUUUCUAUAUUUCAAUGCCAACAUAACAAAAUAUUUUUGUAACAAAGUAAAGUAACCAAAAAGUCCCAUUUCAACAAAAUCCCUUUUUCUGUAAACAACAAAUAAAUCCUACAUAUUAACUCUGGAUUUCUUUCAGCGAAAACAGAUGGAAAAGGCUACAGAACCUCUAUCCAGACUUUAUGGAGUUCUCUUUGUAAACUACAUUAUAAAAAUGGCUUAUUUUUAACCUGAAAAGACAUUUUUAAACACACAGAAAAUAAACAUUUGGUUAGCUUUUGUCUCUUUUGUUCUUCAUCAGAUUAGCUGCUGUUUGAAGCAUAAAUAUUCCUGGAACAGUGAAAAUAAAUAAACAAGAUCAUAUUUCUGAAAUUAAAUACGUCUUCUGCAGGCCAUUGCACACUGAUGACAAAAAAGGCGUCGACUCAUACUGAGUUAAUAAAAGUUUGAGUUUUUCUCAUUUGUAUAAUGUAACAUUAAGUGUUUGCUGUUUAAUUUGUCACAUUGUGCUGUAAGCUCAACCUUAGUCACACACAAUUAAAAAAUAGCAGAAGACAGCUUUUAAUUUCAAUGUUAUGUUAAGUGAACCCAGUUAUUGCACAUUUACCUUUAGCAUGCAAAGCUGGUGAUCAUGCUGUAGGCGGUAAACAUUAUGCAUUUCCUCUCACUGCACAUUUUUCAUGCUUUACAGGCUGGUGACCUUUCCUUCACAUUUACACAUUUUGUAUUCUAACCACAGUAAUCUGACAAGGAUGACUUAAUCCAUAUAUUUGGAACGACUUUCCCACUUGAACAUGCCUCUUCUACAACUGAAAUAAAACAACACAAGUGGUAACUUGCAAAUAAUGUGUAACUUCGGACAUAAUUCUGAAUGGAAAGUGCCGAUUUUGAGGGAUCUUUACAAUUAAUUAAUCAUAAGUUUAAAACCACGAUUUAUUAUGAAAUCAAGUAAUCAUGACAUCCCUAGUGUACUCAGUGGUGUAUGUUUAAUAGUUUUUAUUUAUACUUGUAGUGACAGUAAGUUCCAGUAAAUUAGAAACUACACUAUAUGAAGUACACUUUAAUAGAUAUGACAAUUUCAGAUUUGUUAAGAAUCUGUUUGGAUAAAAGUAGAUUUCUAACUUCAUUAACCUGCAUGGAUGCUUUCCGGUUUUCAGCAUGCUGCUUGUUUUUUCUCAGGAGCUGUUCAUAGUCUAAGAUCCAGCUCUAUAACAAAAACGGUAGAACUGGUAAUUCAUGUCUAAAAGAUUAACCCCUUUGUGUCUUUGAUUCUUCCUGCCUCUCUCUAACUAACCCAAGAGCCUGUACUUGUUAUUCUCUUUUGUUUUCCUGCAACGGAUGAAAGAUGUCCAAGAAGAUUUCCCAGUUCUCCGUAGAGGAUCCUUUGGAGCCCGAUCAGGCGGAUCAGUCCACAAAAGCAGCACCGACUGGUAGGAAAAAGUCUGAACCGGGCCAGAGAAACGGAGAGACUGCAUCCUCAUCUCCAGAGAGUGGCAGCUUGAAUGGAGAUGGAAAACGCAGUGGGAAAAGCCGGCGCCGCAAGAAACGGUCAUCUAAUCCUGAGAGCCACCCAGAGGGGAAGGCUGACGUCAAGAAUGAAGACAAACCAGACAAACAGAUGAGCCAGCCACCUGACCAGUGCGCCACCUUGGUCGGUUUACAGUCGGAGUGCGCUAAUGUGUGGUUUGAACGCAGCGUCUAUGAGCGAGCAGAGAGCCUCUACCAGUGCUGGCUAAUGAGCUCCUCUAACAUAAGCUCACCUCAGUCCUCAGGCAAAUGCUCAAACACUCCAUCCACCCUGGCUCCAUCUUCCUCAGGACUGGCAUGUCACCAUGGUGAUCAGGUUGCUUGCCAUCAUGUCGAACAGGCUGUGUGGGUCAACAAGACAACUUUCGACCAAGCAGAACGCCGCUUCAUUGAAUCCAUGCAGCCUUCCAUCCCAAACUCUCUGGACCUCCCGCCACUGCCCAAUCGCUCUGUUUCAUCCACAACACCUGAUGAAGGAUAUCAGUCUCUAGCCCCAACUCCUGCAACGCCCAUCCUCCCAGAAUCAGCCGUCACACCGACUGCACAGCAGUCGAUAAAUGGGCUGCCUUGCAUCCCAGUGGAGCUGGUGAGAGACGUCUGGCUGGACAAGCCACUGUAUGACCGCGCUGAAGCAGCCUUUUACCAAACUCUGUAUGGUAACAAUUCCUCUAAGAGAUCUAGCUGCACCUCCACCUCCAGAGGUAGCGACCACCCUCAAAGCCUUGUGGAAGAAGAGGAGGAAGAGGAGGAAGAUGAGGAAGUGGUGGUAGAGGAAAAACGGGUGGUUCCCCAGGGUAAGGUAGAAAUCUUCCAUGCUCUGCACCCGAUCCAAGAGGAAGAGGAACCAGUGGAGAUUCCAGAGGGAGAAGAAGCGUCAGGAACCAGCUAUUUCCUCCACCCGGACAGCGAGCGGGUGUGGCUGGACAAGUGGCGAUACGAUGCUGCAGAAAGUCGUUUCUGUGGCUCCGGUGCAGCUAAAGCAUGUGCGGUGAAGAAGGACCAGAGGCAGGAAGCACCAUCAGUUGCCUCCAAGGCCCCACGAAGGGACAAAAAAAUGAGCAUGGUGGACUUUCUGGCCCAGGAAAAGAUCUGGUUUGACAAACCUCGUUAUGAUGAGGCUGAAAGACUCUUCUAUGAGCGCAUGAAUGGCUCGCCACAAAACGCACAGGAUGCUGGAGCGAACACCAUCCUGCAAGACAUUGCUCGGGCUCGGGAGAACAUCCAGAAAUCCUUAGCAGGAAGCGCUAGCAGCAACAAUGCAGCAGAUCAAGGAGAACUAGUGUCUCGCAUCAAGAGCCUGGAGCUGGAGAACCAGAGUUUACACAAAGUGGUUGAGGACUUGCGGUCAGCGCUCUCCAAACUUGAAUGUCGGGUGGCUGUUUUAGAGAAAAGUCCUGCAUCAGUGGCCCCAGCUCCAUCUCUGGCUCCAGCUCCCUCAGUUCGCUACACAAAUGGCACAACGGUCCAACAGAAGACCAGCGCUCCAGUUAAAGAGGAUGAAGAUGACGAUGAUGAUGAUAUUGACCUGUUUGGUAGUGAUGAAGAUGAAGAGGCAGAGAAACUAAAAGAGCAGAGGCUGAAAGAGUAUGCAGAGAGGAAAGCCAAGAAGCCCGCCAUCAUCGCCAAGUCCUCCAUCUUAUUGGAUGUUAAACCAUGGGAUGAUGAAACAGACAUGGCGAAGCUGGAGGAGUGUGUGCGCUCGGUGCAGGCUGAUGGUCUGUUAUGGGGAAUGUCCAAACUGGUUCCUGUAGGUUACGGCAUCAAGAAACUCCAGAUUGCAUGUGUGGUGGAGGACGACAAGGUGGGAACAGACCUGCUGGAGGAGGAGAUCACCAAGUUUGAAGACUAUGUUCAGAGUGUUGACGUAGCAGCAUUCAACAAGAUCUGAUCCCAGUCCGUCUCCCCUUGUCUCGUGGUCAUGCCUUGUUUCUCUGCUGAUUGUGUCAACGGUUAAUAAUAAAACAAACUCUUGCACUGAA
Melanotaenia boesemani (Boeseman's rainbowfish) is the source of this 3889-nucleotide messenger RNA. RefSeq names its product eukaryotic translation elongation factor 1 delta b (guanine nucleotide exchange protein) (gene eef1db). Gene Ontology annotation, biological process: translational elongation. The transcript has 8 exons. Gene Ontology annotation, molecular function: guanyl-nucleotide exchange factor activity; translation elongation factor activity. Lineage: Eukaryota; Metazoa; Chordata; Actinopteri; Atheriniformes; Melanotaeniidae. The coding region runs from base 1729 to 3798 and encodes 689 amino acids. Gene Ontology annotation, cellular component: eukaryotic translation elongation factor 1 complex; cytosol. The record is from RefSeq and is a predicted model, not a curated record.